AUGACUCGGUCCAAACUGGAGUCUUUAGUGGGUGACCUGAUCAAGCGCACGGUGGCGCCAUGCCAGCGCGCGCUGCAGGACGCUGAGGUGGCGCGCACCGACGUGGGGGAGGUGCUGCUUGUGGGGGGGAUGACCAGGAUGCCCAAGGUACGAGAUGGUAUGGGAAUGUCUGAGUCUGAAAGACCGAGGUGUCCAGGGUAUGUGGGGAGAUGGUGUAAGUUCAGGGUGUGGGUGUCGGGUCGUGUCAAAGGUAUAUCAGAUACUGUGGGUUGUGGGAUUGAUGGUAUG
Molecule: messenger RNA, 288 nt
Organism: Brenthis ino (lesser marbled fritillary)
Lineage: Eukaryota; Metazoa; Arthropoda; Insecta; Lepidoptera; Nymphalidae
Source: the annotation of a GenBank genome assembly